This is a messenger RNA of Caenorhabditis angaria, 7998 nucleotides long. NCBI's taxonomy places the organism in Eukaryota, Metazoa, Nematoda, Chromadorea, Rhabditida, Rhabditidae. The record is from the annotation of a GenBank genome assembly.
AUGAAUUUUGUGCUCGUCGAAGGUGGCGGCGUCGAAACGCCGCCGAUUUUACGCAAAAUUUUGAGGCUUCGAAAAAUCGCGCUGAUUUUGGCCGGAAUCGCCGCCUGGUAUUAUGCUAGUGUGGUUUUGAAUCCCGAAAAUAUGGAGAAUACUAGGUGAGGGGGGUUUUGGGAGGAAAUUUUAAGAUUUUUGACUGAAAAUCUGGAAUUUUCAGCUAAAAUUGAUCGAAAAUCAUGAAAAUUGAGCAAUUUUAAGAAGAUUUUUGGCUAAAAAUUUGAAUUUUUCCUGGAAAUUGACAUAACUUUGAUAAAUAACUGAAAUUUUCAGCUAAAAUUUGAUCAAAAUGUUGAAAAUUUGCAGUUUCGACUGAAAAUUAUCAAAAUUUGUUAAAAACGAUGCAAUUUUCAAAAUAUUUCAUGUUCGGGCUCAAAAUGCUCCAAAUAACCUGGAGAAUCUGAAAAACACAGUCUUUCUGAAUUUUCCACAAAAUUUGGAGCAUUUUGAGCUCAAACACGGUGUAUUUUGGUAGAAUUUUGAAAAUGGGACCAUCUGGAGGCCAAGAAGGUCCAAUUUUCAAAAAUUCACCAAAAUAUAUCAAGUUUGGGCUCAAAAUGCUCCAAAUAACCUGGAGAAUCUGAAAAACACAGUCUUCCUGAAUUUUCCACAAAAUUUGGAGCAUUUUGAGCUCAAACACGGUGUAUUUUGGUUAAUUUUUGAAAAUGGGACCAUCUGUAGGUCAAGAAGGUCCAAUUUUCAAAAUUCUACCAAAACACACCGUGUUUGGGAUCAAAAUGCUCCAAAUAACCUGGAGAAUAUGAAAAACACAGUCUUCCUGAAUUUUCCACAUAAUUUGGAGCAUUUUGAGCCCAAACACGGUGUAUUUUUGCUCCAAAUGGCCCAAAAUUCAAAAAUCCUCCAAAACAUAUCAUGUUCGGGCUCAAAAUGCUCCAAAUAACCUGGAGAAUCUGAAAAUCUAUAUUUUUCGGGCUUUAAAACGAGCAAUUUUGUGAUUUUUUUCCAAAAAAAUCAAUUGUCUCUGUGAACUUGUGUCUGUGAGAAAAUCAUCAUUUUCGGCUCAAAAAAUCGCGUUUCAUUCCAAUUUUUCGAAAAUUCGAGAAUGCCCAGAUCAUUCGCGAUCUUCUUCCUGAUCUUCCAAAUCGCAACAUCAUCUUCCCCCCUCAACAUCCAAGAAAGCGCCUCAGAUCUCAUGAACCGCUACAAAACUGCGAUCCUGGAGAAAAAUGCGAAAAAGCUGGAACUCAUCACAGAUCCAACAUUCUACAUAGAUCCAUGUGAUCGCAAAUCAAAUCGAAUGAAUCGCGAAUAUUUGAUGACUGAUCUAUCGCGAUUCAGUUGGCAAUACUUUAAAAUCGGAAAAUUGGACUACCGCUCGCAAUCGGUGGUUUUUGAAGAGGGAAUUCUGAAAAUCACUGCGAAAAUGACGAAUGGAGAAGCCAUUUUUCACGCCAAAAAAUUACAGAAUAAUUCAUUUAAAAUGAUUAUGGAAAAACAGUACAAUUGUAGGGGAAAAGUUACGGGAAGUUUGGUUGUUGAUUAUGAUAAUUCCAAGGAAUUUAAAGGGGGACAAUUGGGUAAUUAAUAAAGGUUUUUAAUUGGCAACGUUGAAUAUUAGAGAUUUUUCCGAACUCUCCAGGUUAUUUGGAGCAUUUUGAGCCCAAACAUGAUAUGUUUUGGAGGAUUUUUGAAAAUGGGACCAUCUGGUGGUCAAGAAGGUCCAAUUUCCAAAAUUCUACCAAAACACAUCGUAUUUGGACUCAAAAUGCUCCAAAUUUUGUGGAAAAUUCAGGAAGACUGUGUUUUUUAGAUUCUCUACGGUGUUUGGAGCAUUUUGAGCCCAAACAUGAUAUGUUUUGGUGAAAAUUUGAAAAUUGGAGCAAGAAUGGUCCGAUUUUCAAAAUUUUACCAAAACACACCGUGUUUGGGCUCAAAAUGCUCCAAAUAACGUGGAGAAUUCAUUUUUCCAUGAAUUUUCUAUUCCUGAAAUUAAUUUCAGAUCAAAAAUCUGAAAAUUUCAAGAAUUUUCAAUAUUUUAAGCCAAAUCCCCAAAUGUUUUUCCAGAAUCUCCGAACAUUCUCUGAUGCCUGGUCUCGUCACUGCAAAAUUCGACAAGACCUCAAUGAUUGCACAAAUUUUCAGCGAUUUGUCUGAAAAUCCAAAGUGAGUCCCUUUUCAUUGAGAAAAAAACAACAUUUUUGAAAAAUCCUGAAAAAAUGCGAUUUUUUUGUCAUUUUCCCAUAAAAAUCCGUAAUGUCAACAAUAAAAAUUCCAAUUUUUCGAAAAAAAAAAACAUUUUGAACGAAGAAAAUCCAUUAUUAAUCCGCUAGAGAAUUGGUUUUGGAUUUCAAUGGGAAAAUUUUUUUUCAGAAAAAAAAAACAAAAAUUUUUUUCUAGAGGUUUUCAGAAGCUCUAGAUGAUUUUUCUGGAUUUUUCAGGUAAUUUCUGGAUUUUUGAGCCCAAACAUGAUGUAUUUUGGUUAGAUUUUGAAAAUGGGACCAUCUGGAGGCCAAGAAGGUCCGAUUUUCAAAAUUUCACCAAAAUAUAUCAUGUUUGGGCUCAAAAUGCUCCAAAUAACCUGGAGAAUCUGAGAAAAACACUGAAACUCCAGGAAAUCCCAAAAAUCUCGAUAUUUCAAAGAUCCAAAAUUUUUUCAAAAAUCGAAAAUUUUCAAUUUGGGUUUUCUAGAGGUUUUCAGAGCUUCUCACUGGGGUUUUCAGAUUUUUCACUAAAUUUGGAGCAUUUUGAGCCCAAACAUGAUAUAUUUUGAAAAUGGGACCAUCUGGAGGCCAAGAAGGUCCGAUUUUCAAAAAUUCACCAAAAUGUACCAUGUUUGGGCUCAAAAUGCUCCAAAUUUGAUGAGGAAUCCGGGAAAAACAUCCAGAACUCAUGAAACCUCCAAAAUUCACCGUGUUUGGGCUCAAAAUGCUCCAUUUUUUCGCAGAAAUAUCCAAAAAACCAUCUGUGGCUAUUUCCACAAAUGGGAUCUAUCAUGUCACUCGCAAAAAUUCCGCUCAAACGUGCCAGGAAUCCAAAUUUCGGGCGAAAAUGUUUAUGCGUGGAUUCGAGGUUCGCGAAAUGACGGAGGAGAAGCUCAAUUGAUUGGUGUCAAAAUUGGUGGAGGCCGAAAAAAAAGCGAGGCGGAAUUGAGGAAUUUGAUCAUUGCUCAGGUUAUGGCGUUUGCUUAUUAUGCUAAAGGUAAGGUUUUGGGGUACUGUAGGGUUACUGUAGGGGUUUUUUGACGUUAAAAAUCUUGAAAAUUUGAAAAAUAUUGAUCAUUGCUCAGAUUAGGCGCAAAAAAUACAGUAAUCUAGGAUUUUUUCCAUCUACAGUAAUCUUUCAAAAAUGUUGUUUAUUGCUCAGAUCUGGAUUACUGUAGAGGUUUUUUAGGGCAAAAAUCUAGAAAUUUGAGCAUUGCUCAGGUUAUACCUACAGUAAUCCUAUUUUUGGUCCCUUAAAAUACGAAAAUUUCUUUAAAAAAUAUUUUUUUCCCAAAAAAAAUGAAAAAAAUUCCGAUUUUGUAGUGGUCACUAUAGCAUUUUCUUCAUUUUACGAAAAAAAUUUGUUUUUUUUUGCAAAAAUCAAAAAAAAAUCCGUAUAGAAUAUUAGUUAGUACAACUACAAAUUUUGUUUAACCAGAAAUUGGGUUACUGUAGGUUUUCGGGGCGCCAAAAUUUGAUCUACUGCAAUUUUUUGCGCGCGAAAUUUGAGUUCUGGAAGAGUAUCCCUAUAUCUACAGUACCCCUACAGUAACCCUGGGCAUGUUUGGUGUCAAAAUGAAGCCAAUAACUAACUACAGUACCCUAUCAUGUCUACAGUAUCCCUAGACCUACAGUACCCUUACAGUACGCCCACAUUUUUCCAGAUCAAGUUUAUUGGUCUCGCGACAUUUUGUUCGUUUUCAUCGAUGCCACGUCAAAUUCGGAUGACUCGACAAAUUUCGCAUUUGACGCAUUCUUGCAAGAAUAUCACUUGACACACUCAAACUACAGUACCCCAACUACAGUAAUCCACGCGGAACAAUUAAAGGAACAAUGUGGAUUAUUGAUUGCUGGAAUUGUAUAUGAACCUGUGAAAUGGCCGAGAAAAUCCAAAAAGGAUACGAGAAUUGUAAGCGGGAAUUUUGGCGCCAAAAAUUACAGUAAUCCGGGUUUUUGGCGCGAAAUUUGAAUUUUUUUAAAUUUUGGUUUUUUGGCGCCAAAAGUUACAGUAAUCCUUGAAUUUUCCUGCAAAAAUUUAAAAGAAGCAAAUUUAUUUUUUUUUAAAUAUUUUUGGCGCCAAAAAUUACAGUAAUCCCCUUCGGAUUACUAUGUAUUAUUCUGAAGAAUUGAAAGGAAUUUCAAUUUCCGCUCCCAAUUCCAUCGGUGCUGAAAUUAUAGCCCAGAAAUUCACGAAAAAUAUGAGAAUCGAUAGAAAAUUCAACAUUUUAUGAGUCUACACUCUCAAAAUUUGAAUUUAUAGUGUUUUUUGAGAGAACUGGAGACGCAGAGAGAGAAAUAUUGAUUUUUUUGAAAUCCUAGGGGAAUUUGGAGCAUUUUGAGUCCAAACACGGUGUAUUUUGGAGAAUUUUUGAAAAUGGGACCAUCUGGUGGUCAAGAAGGUCCGAUUUUCGAAAUUGCGCCAAAAUAUAUUGUGUUUGGGCUCAAAAUGCUCCAAAUUACCCCAGGGUUCCGAAAAACCUAACGAAAACCCGAGAAAACUUAAAAAUUCUAUAAAUUUCGAUUUUUUGAAAUCCCAAAUUUUUCGAAACGGAAGUUCUAGCUGUUUUCAGUAGUGCUAAAUGAUUUUUCUCUAUUUUUCAAGGAAUUUGGAGCAUUUUGAGCCCAAACACGGUGUAUUUUGGAGAAUUUUCAAAAAUGGGACCUUCUUGACCUCCAGAUGGUCCCAUUUUCAAAAAUCCUUUGAAAUAUAUCAUGUUUGGGCUCAAAAUGCUCCAAAUUCUAUGGAAAAUCCAAAAAUCCAUAAUUUUUCAGAUGUCAGCUGCGAUGAACGGAAUCAACGGUCAACAGGCAAAUCUGGACCUCUUCAAUUCGGCCGCCAAAAUUGCUCAUCAAAAAUUGAGCGCCGGAAUGGCGCUUUUUGGAAUUUAUCAGGAUCCCGUGAGUUUUUUCGACCUGAAAUUAAUUUCAGACGUCAAAAAUCAAUAUUUUUGACGUGAAAUCAAUUUUUUACAGCACAGCUACAGUACCCAGGCUUGGCCAUAUUUGAUUCCGCUUCGAGCAAUUUAUGGACAAGGAUUUGUGGCGGUUGAGGGGCUGCACAGUGUUUUGGGAAAAUAUUCGGUGCCGGUAGGGAUUUUUGGGCGGAAAAUUUGGGAUUUUGGGGAAAUUUGAGUCCAGAAAUCGAUUUCUAGCUAAAAUUUGAGAUCCUGAAAUUAAAUUCAGGCCAGAAAACCUGAAUUUUAGGUCUAUACCCAAAUUUUUCAUGAAAAAAUCGAUUUUCUAACAAAUUUUGAGGCAUUGCUCAUGUUAGAAAUCGAUUUCUAGCUCAAAUUUGGUAUCCUAAAAUUAAUUUCAGAUCAGAAAACCUGAAUUUUAGAUCUAUACCUAAAAAAGCCCGUUUUCCUCGAAUUUUUUAAGAAAAAAUCGAUUUUCUAACAAAUUUUGAGACAUUGCUCAUGUUAGAAAUCGAUUUCUAGCUCAAAUUUGAUAUCCUGAAAUUAAAUUUAGGUCAGAAAACCUGAAAUUUGGGUCUAUACUCAAAUUUUUCAUGAAAGAAUCGAUUUUCUAACAAAUUUUGAGACAUUGCUCAUAUUAGAAAUCGAUUUCGAGCUCAAAUUUGGUUUUGAAAUUAAAUUCAGGUCAGAAAACUUGAAUUUUAGAUCUAUACUCAAAAAACCCCAUUUUUCCUCAAAUUUUUCAUGAAAAACAUCGAUUUUCUGACAAUUUUGAGGCAUUGCUCAUAUUAGGCCGUUAUUUUAGGCCCUAACAAUCGGCCUGGACCACACAAUGGGCCCGGAAAAUGGAAUUUUCAUCGAAUCGAUGUGUCGAAUGCUCAAUAAUGCUUUGGAACGACUUCAUCAAAGUUAUUUCAUGUACAUUUUGGGAGACGAUAUGCAUUUCGCAUCGAUCGCCUAUUAUUUGCCGAUUUUGGGCAUUAUUUCGGCACCUCUGCUCAUUUCGGUUGGUUUUUUUCGGGUUUCGGCAUGGUUUUGGGGGCGUGGAUUGCGAAAAUUUGAUGGAAAAUGAUGGAUUUUGAGCGAAAAUUGGUUGGGGCACGGUUUUGUGGGCGGAGCUUAGAGAAAUUAGUUGCGGCAUGGUUUUGGGGGCGUGGCUUGCGAAAAUUUGGUGGAAAAUAAUGGAUUUUGAGCGAAAAUUGGUUGGGGCACGGUUUUGUGGGCGGAGCUUUGGGUCUUUGACUGAAACGUUCAAGCUCCGCCCACAAAACCGUGCCUUAACCAAUUUUCGCUCAAAAUCCAUCAUUUCCCAUCAACUUUUCGCAAGCUCCGCCCCUAAAACCAUGCCGCAACUCCCAAUUUUUGCUAGGCUUACGCAGAAUGGCGUGAAAUUCAACAAAUCCGCCUCUCGCCCUUCAUCUACAUUGCUCAUAUUAUCGGAGCCCUCCAAUUCACCGGUGCCACGUAUGCCUAUGCGAAUUUUGGCGCCAAAAUUUUCGACACCAACUUAGCGCAACUCUUCAUCCUAUCCUCUAUCAUUCCUUUCGGUUUAAUCUACAAUUUUGUGGUUUUGGCGCGAAAAUCUGCUGAAAAUCAAGCUGAAAUUCGUUUUACACGAUUAUUUUUGCAAUUGUUGACGUGUUUGAUGUUGGGAUGUUUGGGAUUGGUCAAUUUUGGAUUGGCACUUUUUGGCGCGAUUUUUGCAGUCCCCCUGGUUUUUGUGAUGACUUUUGAGUCGACAUCGAGGUUUGUGGGCUUUUUUGGGCCGAAAAUCUUGAAAAUUGGCCUUUUUUAGGCCUAGAAACGGGCCACGGCCCUAAUUUAGAGAAAAAUGGGCCUAGAUUGAAUUUUUUAAGCCGAAAAUCUUGAAAAUUGGCCCUUUUUGAGCCUAGGAAUGACCCAAAGCCUUUUUCGGCCUGAAUCUGAAGAAAAUCGGCCUUUUUUGAGCCUAGAAAUGGGCCUUAGGCCCGAAAAAUUGGAAUUUUCAGAUGAAUUUAACCUUCAGGCUCUUUAAAAUGGAAAAAUGAGGCCCUAGCGUUCUUCAGGCCCAAAAACUAGGCUUCUGGCCUAAAAAAUCCCAAAUUUCUUACAGAGCCCGCUCCUAUAUCCGCACAAUUUUCCUAUUUUUCGCCAAUCCCAUUUUCUUGCUCACAUUUUCCGCCAUCAAUUUGCAACAAUAUUUGGAAUAUCCGCAAAAAGUUGGAGAAAAUGCAAUUUUUGACUUGAAUUUGGUGAGUUAUAAAAUGAGCAAUUAAAUUUUCAGCGAAAUUCUAAGGUUCAGAUCUAAAAAUAGCUUAAUUUGGAGCUUCAGGCUUGAAAAAUGAUGUUUUUGAGCUCUGAGAGCAAAAAUAGCCUAAUUUUAAGCUUCAGGGCUAAAUUUAGCCUAAAUUUGAGCUCCACACUCAAAUUUAGCCUAUUUACGAGCGCCAGGCCUGAAAAUAGCCUAUUUUUGAGCUCCAGGGCUAAAUUUAACCUAAAUUCAAGCUCCAUACUCAAAUUUAGCCUAUUUUUGAGUUCGAGCCCUGAAAUUAGCCUAAAUUCAAGCUCCACACUCAAAUUCAGCCUGUUUUUGAGCUCCAGGCCUGAAAUUAGCCUAAAUUCAAGGUCCACACUCAAAUUUAGCCUAUUUUCGAGCUCCAGGCUCAAAAAUAGGUUACUUUUAAGCUCCAGGCCUAAAUCCAGGCAAAAAUCCCCAUUUGCAGGCCGAAAAUUUGAUCUACCGCGCAAUUCGCGAACAUUUGCUCUUCGGCUCCGCCCACUUUGCUCUUUUCUGCCUUUUCGCUCAACCCGUCUGGAAUUUGUUGUUUUUGACGGCCAUUUCGACAACAAAUAAUGAAAUUGAUGAUGAAAAAAUGAAAAAAGAGUAA